Kwoniella mangroviensis CBS 8507 is the source of this 2961-nucleotide messenger RNA. RefSeq lists its product as uncharacterized. Gene Ontology annotation, molecular function: guanyl-nucleotide exchange factor activity. Bases 1 to 2961 code for a protein of 986 amino acids. The record is from RefSeq and is a predicted model, not a curated record. The transcript has 16 exons. Lineage: Eukaryota; Fungi; Basidiomycota; Tremellomycetes; Tremellales; Cryptococcaceae.
AUGUCACUAACACAAUCCAGCACACACCUCCGUCCUGGUCCAACAGCAGCUGGACCAUCAUCUUCCACGUCCUCUCUCAACCAAUCACCCUCUCAAACAUCACCUAAACCCAAAGGAUUGAAGAAAUUGAGACCAUGGAGUCUUGCUGCUCAUGCUCGUCGGAAAGUAGGAAACGGCACAAGCAGUAUAGACGAUCAUGAAACGCAAAUCGGCAGUACGGAUAACCAUAAUGGCCAUACCACCAGUAUAUAUGGUGAUCAUUCGCAUUUAGAGGCGACACCUUACCAGGACGUUAGGACUAGAGCCUCAUCGGACCAAUCGCCAAGAAGAUCAAGUGAUACGCUGCAGAUAGGAAUUACGAAUAGUCAGAACGAAAUAGAUUGGGAGGAAGAAGAAAGCGAUGAUGGGAGAGUGGACGCGUAUAGUUGGGUGGAUCCUAGUAUUGUCGGGACGGCUAGGUUGAGAGCUACACCUGCAGUAUCUCAGAGUGAUUUAUCUGGAUCUGGAUCUGGAUCACGUUCGAAUCACAGAUCGUCAAAUCAGACUUCACAGAAUACCACGCCAGGUAACGAAGUUGCUGAACUACUCGAGAACGCAGGGACCGCACCCUCACCUCCUGCCCAAUUACUCCCCGACGAUUCCUACGCGAUGCUACUAGCCUAUCAAAGUACCUCGACAUCCGACUCGGGACAUACACAUACCCCUUCGACCACCUCUCACGCAGCUCCCUUAUCCCCCUUUUCACCGACGCUCCCCACACCCUCCGAGUCGGGUAUGCUGAGGAACCCGAAUCCUGAAUGGUACGAAUUGGUAGAUAGGACGUUGAGCGAUUCAUUAAGUAAAGAAGAAUUGAAGAGACAGGGUUUGUGGUGGGAGAUGAUUAAAAGUGAGAGGGAGUAUGUGAGGGAUAUGAAGACUGUCUGUGAGGUCUUCAUUCAGCCAUUGAGAGAAUACGAUCCACCACUGUUAUCACCCGAAUCUCGACUUCAUGCAUUUAUAGCUGAAGUGUUCAGUACUUCUCAGCAGAUAUACCAUGCGCAUGUUAGACUAUUGGGCAGGUUAAUGGAGAGACAGAGACAUGAAUGGCCGCUGAUGACGACCGCUACCGAUAUACUGCUUGGUACACUAUUAGAGAUUGUAGAGCUAUACGAAUCGUAUAUGAAGAACUAUCCAUUCGCCGAAGCCAGAGUUCGCAGAGAACAAGAACGAAACCCGCCAUUUAGAGCUUUUCUUUCACAGAGGAAUACUUAUGACCUCACUAGAAGGAGGGAUAUUUCCGUAUUCCUGUCUAGACCCGUCACUCGUCUACCGCGUAUCCUCUUAGUCCUCGAGGCGCUUUACAAAGUCACUCCGCCCGAUCAUCCAGACAAAGAAGAUAUACCUACCGCCAUGGAGAUGUUGCAAGGGGUAGUCAGGUCCACUCAACCUGGUAUAGAAAGUGCAGAGAAUAAGAUAAAGUUGUGGAAUACCGCUGAGAGGUUGUUGUUCAAGAAAGGAGAGGUGGUCGAACUCGAUAUUGCUGAUCCGAAACGUACGUUGGCACAUAUGGGAUAUGUCUUCAGAAGGGUCAGGAGUGAAACAAACUGGCAUGGAUGGCAAGACCUUCGAGCUAUCUUGUUAGAUAACUAUUUCCUACUAACAAGAGACGAAGAGAAUGGGAAACAUGUGGUAGUUUCAAGACCGAUCCACCUUGAUUUCCUUCAUCUGACAUCUGCGGACGGAGUACCCGAAAGGAGGUACGACAGUGUGACCAAAUACCAGAAACGACCUGGUGCACAUAUGCUAGAACCGGUAUUCCAACCUGAAAGAUUGAUGUUUCCAUUCACCAUCACUACUUCUGGCGGACCGAAUGGUAGAACUUAUACCCUUUGUACGGCGGAGGAAUGGAAGGAGAAAAUUGAAGGUGCGAAAACAUUGCGUAAAUUCGACAUUGAAGGCAAUCGCACCUUCGCGAUACACAGUAUCACUAUCCCACCGCAGAUCAAAGAUUCCAUCAACGCAGCUGAUACGUUCACAUGGCACAAUCGAGAGACUAUAGCUAUAGCUACCGCUAGAGGUGUAUGGCUAGGCUGGAGAAGGGAUUCGAAGACAUUUCGACAACUUAUCAAUUUCAAUUCCGGUCACAUAAGUAUGGUCUCGAUCGUUCCUGAUUUCGGAUGGCUUCUUGUCUCCUCGUCCGGCUCGCUGUUGGCGUAUAAUCUUAGAGAUAUGAUACCUACCUCAAACCCUGAUACGUGGAUCACGAAGGGUCGACUAGAUGGUCAAAGAUUGAGCGCUCCGGAACAUAUUAUCGCUUUUGCCAGGGUGGGUGUGACAAAGGGUAGAUUGCUGGUGGUCUACGCCGUCCAUUCUCGUAACUCCCACCAAACAACGUUGAAUUUCUACGAACCUCUACUCAACCCAUCCUCCGCAUCAUAUGGUGUACCAUCCUUUCGCCCUUUCGGCAAUAUAACCGUUCCAGGCUAUGCGUCGGACUUGUCGUUCUUCAGACAGACAGUAUCGGUGGUAACUGAAAAGACAUUUGUGAUUGCUGAACCUGGUAAUCCGACGUAUAAUUCCAUUCCUACUUUCCCACAUGAGAUACCUGAACGGGCGAUGGUAGUGAGGAUGGUCAGUGGGUCGAAGCCUCUGGGGAUGUGGCAGGUGGAUGAGAGCGAGUUUUUGUUGGUGUACGAGUGGGGAGCAUGUUGGGUUACAAAGUUCGGCGAAGUCUCCCGUAAAGGAUCUUUCCUCCGAUGGAAUCUCACGCCUUCCUAUGUGAUAUUCCGACAACCCCAUUUGUUGUUAUUCGACGAGACUCACAGUAGGGCCGAAGUGAGGGAUGUCACCUCAGGACGAGUAUGCGAGGUGAUAGAAGAGAAGGGAAUGAAGGUUUUCCCUAUAGUUAGAUUCGGUCAGGGGGUCAUAGCUAGGAGUGGGACUGGGAGAGGAUUGAUUGAGAUUGUUGAGGUGGGUUUGUAG